Rhineura floridana is the source of this 1360-nucleotide messenger RNA. RefSeq names its product loricrin-like. The transcript has a single exon. Bases 1 to 1077 code for a protein of 358 amino acids. NCBI's taxonomy places the organism in Eukaryota, Metazoa, Chordata, Lepidosauria, Squamata, Rhineuridae. The record is from RefSeq and is a predicted model, not a curated record.
AUGAUAGGUGGAGGAUCUGGUGGUGGUUGUGGUGGAGGAGGCACCUGUGGAGGAGUUAAGAUCAUAGGAUCAAACAGUAGCAGUGGAGGGGGCUUUGGCAUUGGAGGAGGGUCCAGUGGAGGGGUUAAGAAUAUUGGUGGGGGAUCUGGUUGUGGGGGAGGCAGUGGAAUUAAGGUUGUAGGUGCCGGAUCCAGUGGAGGGGGAUCCAUUUGUGGAGGUGGGAGCAGUGGAGGAUCUGGUGGUAAAACCAUCACUGUAAGUGGUGGAAGCAGUGGCGGCCAGAGCUCUGGCGGUUGCAUUGGAGGUGGGUCCGGUGGUGGUGGUGGAUCAGGUGGACAAACCGUUAUAGUCCCAUGUGGUGGAGGUAGUGGCUGGGGUGGUCAGACUGUCAUAGACCCAUGUAGUGGAAGUAGUUGUGGUGGCAGUAGUGGCCAGAGCUCUGGCUGCAGCAUCGGAGGAGGAUCUGGGAGUGGGGGCAGCUCAGGUGGCCAAAGCAUCAUAGUCCCAUGCGGUGGAAGUAGCGGGGGUGGCCAGAGCUCUGGCUGCUUCACUGGAGGAGUCUCUGGUGCGGGCAGCUCAGGUGGUCAGACCAUCAUAGUCCCAUGUGGAGGAAGUAGUGGCAGUGGCAGUAGUGGCCAGAGCUCUGGCUGCUGCAUUGGAGGAGGAUCUGGGAGUGGGGGCAGCUCAGGUGCCCAAAGCAUCAUAGUCCCAUGUGGUGGAAGUAGCGGGGGUGGUCAGAGCUCUGGCUGCUUCACUGGAGGAGUCUCUGGUGGGGGCAGCUCAGGUGGCCAGACCAUCAUAGUCCCAUGUGGCGGAAGCAGUGGCAGUGGCAGUUGUGGCCAGAGCUCUGGUGGCUGCAUUGGAGGAGUCUCCAGUGGUUGUGGAGGCUCAAGUGGUCAGACCAUUAUCCUGUCAGGAGCUAGCAGUGGUGGUGGCUGCGGAGCUGGCCAGAGCUCUGGCAACUGCAUCAGAGGAGGGUCUGGAGGGGGCUCUAUGCAGACAAAGCAACCCGUUUGCCUCCCUCCUGGCAUAGGCCAAACCAAGCAAUCUUGCCAAUGGCCACCCAGCCAGAAGUAAAGAGUUCUGGGUUGUUUGCUCCAUUCUACGACGACGUGCUCUCCCAGAAAGAAAGAAAACGAGACCGACAUGUCAGUGUAUUUCGUUCUUGAUGUCAUAUCCCACCUUUAGGUGGAACAGCUUUGCAUGUUGCAUGCCUUGUUCCCUGUCUUGGUCACAAGCUUGUCUCCUCGGUGUUGCAUGUUCAAUGUGAUGCUGUCCAAAGGGGAGACAAAUGUGAAUGCUCAUGCUGGAGGAGUGUUGGCAAAAUGCUCCAUCGGUUUCCUGCUUCAGAUCUCUACUA